Messenger RNA from Emiliania huxleyi CCMP1516, 1343 nucleotides. RefSeq lists its product as hypothetical. Lineage: Eukaryota; Haptophyta; Isochrysidales; Noelaerhabdaceae. The annotation marks the transcript as partial. The transcript has a single exon. The record is from RefSeq and is a predicted model, not a curated record.
CGAGGCGGAGGGAGGCGGCGGCGAUGGUGAGGCGGAGGGAGGCGGCUGCGAGGGCAACGCGCACGGCGGCGGCGGCGACGGCGAUGCCGACGGAGGCGGCGGCCACGGCGACGCGGACGGCGGCGGCGCCGACGGCGAUGCCGAGGGAGGCGGCGGCGAUGGCGAGGUGGAGGGAGGCGGUGGCGAGGGCGAGGCGGACGGAGGUGGCGGCGACGGCGAUGCUGAGGGAGGCGGCGGCGACGGCGAGGCGGAGGGAGGCGGCGCCGACGGCGAUGCCGAGGGAGGCGGCGGCGAGGGCGACACGGACGGAGGCGGCGGCGAGGGCGAGGUGGAGGGAGGCGGUGGCGAGGGCGAGGCGGACGGAGGUGGCGGCGACGGCGAUGCUGAGGGCGGCGGUGGCGACGGCGAUGCCGAGGGAGGCGGCGGCGACGGCGAGGCGGACGGAGGCGGCGGCGAGGGCGAGGCGGACGGAGGCGGUGGCGAGGGCGAGGCGGACGGCGGUGGCGGCGACGGCGAUGCCGAGGGAGGCGGUGGCGACGGCGAGGCGGACGGAGGCGGCGGCGACGGCGAGGCGGAGGGAGGGGGCGGUGACGGUGAGGUGGACGGCGGUGGCGGCGAUGGUGAGGCGGACGGAGGCGGUGGUGACGGUGAGGUGGACGGCGGCGGCGGAGACGGUGAGGCGGAGGGAGGCGGCGGCGAGGGCGACGCGGAGGGAGGCGGCGGCGACGGCGAUGUCGAGGGAGGCGGCGGCGAGGGCGACACGGACGGAGGCGGCGGCGAUGGCAAGGUGGAGGGAGGCGGUGGCGAGGGCGAGGCGGACGGCGGUGGCGGCGACGGCGAUGCUGAGGGCGGCGGGGGCGACGGCGAUGCCGAGGGAGGCGGCGGCGACGGCGAGGCGGACGGAGGCGGCGGCCAGGGCGAGGCGGAGGGAGGCGGUGGCGAGGGCGAGGCGGAGGGAGGCGGCGGCGAGGGCGAGGCGGAGGGCGGCGGCGGCGACGGCGAUGCUGAGGGAGGCGGCGGCGACGGCGAGGCGGACGGAGGCGGCGGCGAGGGCGAGGCGGACGGAGGCGGUGGUGACGGUGAGGUGGACGGCGGCGGCGGCGACGGCGAUGCCGAGGGAGGCGGCGGCGAGGGCGACACGGACGGAGGCGGCGGCGAUGGCGAGGUGGAGGGAGGCGGUGGCGAGGGCGAGGCGGACGGAAGUGGCGGCGACGGCGAUGCUGAGGGCGGCGGGGGCGACGGCGAUGCCGAGGGAGGCGGCGGCGACGGCGAGGUGGAGGGAGGCGGUGGCGAGGGCGAGGCGGACGGCGGUGGCGGCGAUGGUGGUGGCGGCGAUGGUGGUG